AUGACAGUGUCAUCUUUGGAAAUUCUGCCACUUUCUCUUCUCAAGAGUGCUCGAGGACAACCAAUUUCAGUAGAAUUGACAAAUGGAGAGACAUAUAAUGGGGAUUUGGUUGAUUCCAAUGCACUGAUGAACAUUCAUCUUAGAGGAGUCAUUUGUACUUCUAAGGAUGGAGAUAGACUUUGGUGUAUGCCCGAAUGCUAUAUUUAUGGGAAUACUAUUAUGUGUCUUCGAAUUCCUAAUGAGGGAAAGAAUGCAACUGAUGUGGAGCAAGAAGUGGGAGAGAAUCAGGGCCAGCACAUCAAAAAACGUGGCCAUGAUUUCAGGAAUCUCAGUUAUGACUGA
Trifolium pratense (red clover) is the source of this 342-nucleotide messenger RNA. RefSeq names its product sm-like protein LSM4. Gene Ontology annotation, biological process: mRNA splicing, via spliceosome; nuclear-transcribed mRNA catabolic process; spliceosomal snRNP assembly. Gene Ontology annotation, cellular component: U6 snRNP; spliceosomal tri-snRNP complex; P-body. Lineage: Eukaryota; Viridiplantae; Streptophyta; Magnoliopsida; Fabales; Fabaceae. Bases 1 to 342 code for a protein of 113 amino acids. Gene Ontology annotation, molecular function: U6 snRNA binding. The transcript is spliced from 5 exons. The record is from RefSeq and is a predicted model, not a curated record.